CCAUGUUGGAUGCGCCCGCUGCUUCGGAGGCUGCAGGAGUUUCCGAAGGAAAGUUGGUUGUUUAUUUCUCAACGGGUUUUUAGAUAUUGUUUACGUUUGCAUCUUUUACAAAACAAACAUUGUAUGAAUAUUUUUUCACCAGAAGUAAGUGUGGAAAACGGGUUUAGUCCUCCUACCCGGCCCUCCUGCCCGGAGUCGGACUGAGUGGAGAUGAUCCGGUUGCAGGCCACAGCAACCGGAGCCCGCAUGGAAUUUUUGUAAUUAGAUGAAGAGGCUGAACCCGGUUGUGGGAUCAUCGUAGCAGGAGAUAAAAACAAAACGCGUUUGCAGCCAUGAACAGCCAUCCUCCUCCCCGCAGGGCCGUUAACGUGGGCUCCCUACUCCUCACUCCGCAGGAGAAUGAGUGCCUGUUCGGCUACCUGGGCAGGAAAUGCGCCACGCUGAGUUCAGCGGUGGUCCAGGUGUAUGCGGCCGAGCGGAGCUACAACUGGGUGAAAAGAGGCUGCGGAGUCGCCUGCCUGGUCAAAGACAACCCUCAAAGAUCUUACUUCAUCAGAGUGUUUGACAUCAAGGAAGGAAAAACCAUGUUUGAACAGGAACUAUACCACGGCUUCAUCAUCAGCAGCUCCAGACCAUACUUCAUCUCCUUUGCAGGAGACAUCUGUCAGAUUGGUCUGAACUUUGCCAGUGAAGAAGAGGCCAAACGAUUCAGAGUGGCGAUCCAUGACCUUUUGAACCGGAGACAACGGAAAACAGAGAAAAGAGGUGACCUGAAAAAUGGUCCCUCUCUGCCCAUGGCCACCGUGGACAUCAAGAACCCAGAAAUCAACAACGUCAGACACCACAGCUCCCACAGCCACCAGCAGCCCUACCAUCUCAAUAACAUGUUGAGCCACAGCAGUCUGAUCCGUAAGGAUAAGAAAACCAAAGGCAAGAAGAAGAAACUGACAAAGGCUGACAUCGGAACACCCAGCAACUUCCAACACAUCGGUCAUGUGGGCUGGGAUCCAAACACUGGUUUUGACCUGAAUAACCUGGACCCGGAGCUGAAACACCUGUUUGAUAUGUGUGGCAUCUCAGAGGCACAGCUGAAGGACCGCGAGACUUCCAAAGUCAUCUAUGACUUCAUCGAGAAGAAGGGUGGAGUGGAGGCUGUGAAGAACGAGCUGAGGAGGCAGGCUCCUCCUCCACCUCCUUCUCGUGCUGGACCCCCUCCUCCUCCACCUCCUCCCCACAGCUCGGCUCCACCCCCGCCACCACCGUCCAGGGGAACCCGGGGGGCCCCUCCUCCUCCCCCUCCAUCCAGAGCGCCUGUAUCUGCUCCUCCUCCGCCACCUCCAUCCAGACCAGUUACUCUGGGUGCUCCUCCUCCCCCUCCUCCUCCAACCAGAGGAGGUCACCAUCCUCCUCCUCCACCUCCUCCACACCAUCAUAAUCAACAGCCUCCCCCUCCACCCCCUUCAUCACCCUCUGUCACUCCUCCUGCUCCUCCACCUCCCCCUCCUCCGCCUGCCCAGCAGUCUCCAGCAGACACUGCACCUGCCCCACCUCCUCCUCCUCCUCCCGGCCCCCCUCCACCUCAAGAGUUGGACGGUGUAAGUGAAGACUUGCCCCACUCUCCCAAUCCAGGCAGGAAGUCAGCCCUGCUGGAGCAGAUCAGAGGAGGAACCCAGUUGAAAAAGGUGGAGCAGAACCACAGAGUGCCAGCCUCCAGCUCAGGACGAGAUGCUCUGCUGGACCAGAUCCGGCAGGGCAUCCAGCUCAAGACCGUGUCUGAUCCAGAAUCUGGACCGCCCACACCGGCUCCAGCUACCGGGAUUGUGGGGGCCCUUAUGGAAGUAAUGCAAAAGAGGAGCAAAGCCAUCCAUUCUUCAGAUGAUGAUGAUGACGACGAUGAAGAGGAAGACUUUGAGGAUGACGACGAGUGGGAUGACUAGUGAAGCCCUCCGCCCUGUACCGAUCGCCGACACUAAAACUCUUCCAGACUACAGCCGUCAUGUAAAUGUUGUAUGAAUUAGUUGUAUAUUUAUUUUGCUUUUCUAUGAUUUUACGGAAUAAUCUGUGCAAUACCUCAUCCGUUAAACUGUUCUGUUUCUACACGUCGUCAUGGUAACAGCUGCUCCACUUGCAUCGUGUCAUUGGAAGCACUUAAACGCAUCACUAGCAGAAAGCUAUCUGUCCCACAGUAAUAAUAAUAAAUAAAAACAAUGUGUAGGAGUUUCUCAGAAAAUAUUUCUGUUACAUUUUAUUCCUUGUUUGAGAAACUUUAAAAGGAGACUUAAGCAAGCGGACAGGCAGGAUAUAUAAGACUCAUAAAUAACACUAUUUUCUUACCACCUUAUUUUCUAACUCUUCUUAAUGAAAGUGUAGUUUAGUAAUGUUACAGUGUUGUUUAUUCAAAGACCAAAAUGCGGCUGCUCCGUCACCUUACGUGGAUCUCCAACUCUUAUUUUGAUGUGAUUAAACGUAUUUGCACACAGCCUCUGUUAGUUUGUUUGUUCUCCUUCUGUUUUAUUUCUGUGUGCAUUUGUUUGUGCUAGUUUUUAUUUGAUCGUCUAAGUUUAAUGAUUUCAUUUAUUCAGUCUGUUACAUGAAGGAGGUCUCACCUGAGAUGGGACUUUGUUGCAUCGUUUUAUAUCAUCAGACUCGCAUGACGAGAAUAAAAUCAGCAUCAUUUUUUCUCAUUAACUACAUAUGAUUUAUGCAAUGCAACUAUAAAUGCCUCCUUAGUCUAAAUGAUGAAAAAAGCAAAUAACAAACCAAAUGUGGCAUUUCCAGCAGCUUGGCAGGUUUGAUGUUGCCUGUGACUUUUCUGUUUGUUAGUGGUAUAAAAAAAAGAAAACUUGGCUUGUUUUAACUGUCUUUUCUGUUUUUACUGCCCUCAAGCGAGGCUUAAUGCUGCACAGAGAAGCCCAAAUACUGAUGUGAAACCUGUGAAUAGGAUCAGGUGGGCAAAGAGUGGAAAUACUAAAUUGUAUACUUAAAUAAAUGUUAAUAUUUACAGAGAAA
Messenger RNA from Nothobranchius furzeri (turquoise killifish), 3009 nucleotides. It is a transcript of the gene wasla, whose product is annotated as WASP like actin nucleation promoting factor a. Gene Ontology annotation, biological process: actin filament organization. Lineage: Eukaryota; Metazoa; Chordata; Actinopteri; Cyprinodontiformes; Nothobranchiidae. The record is from RefSeq and is a predicted model, not a curated record. Gene Ontology annotation, molecular function: actin binding.